Messenger RNA from Labrus mixtus (cuckoo wrasse), 1605 nucleotides. RefSeq names its product potassium channel subfamily K member 15-like. Bases 324 to 1577 code for a protein of 417 amino acids. Gene Ontology annotation, cellular component: membrane. Gene Ontology annotation, biological process: stabilization of membrane potential; potassium ion transmembrane transport. NCBI's taxonomy places the organism in Eukaryota, Metazoa, Chordata, Actinopteri, Labriformes, Labridae. Gene Ontology annotation, molecular function: potassium ion leak channel activity. The transcript has 2 exons. The record is from RefSeq and is a predicted model, not a curated record.
CUAAGAUGUCACAUUCAAACAUGCAUAGUAGGUAAACGAGGCCACAUGCGCACCUAAGUAGGCUAAACUGUGGAAAGUCAAUGCAAGACGCAGCUCAGGUAACUUGUAGGUGUUGUGCUUUCAAAUGAUGACGCGCUAAGAGAACAGACUACAGUUUCAACAAUCCUCACAUGGGCGUUAGUCCAGCUGUCUAAAGGGGCCCCAGUUAGCACGUUAGGUGGCUGCAGAUUAAUCGAGUUCAUGGGCACACACCGGGGUCCUCGUGCGUCCCUCUAACCGACAGCACCCAUCUCUCCGCCUCGCGCGCUCUCCGUAGUUUGAGGAUGAAGACACAGAACAUCAGGACCCUCUCUUUGAUCCUCUCCAUGGUGUUUUACCUGCUCAUUGGGGCCGCCGUCUUUGACGCUCUGGAGUCGGACAGUGAGAGUUCAAAGAAGAAGGCGCUGGAGCAGAAGCUCAACGAGCUGAAGAAAAAGUACGGAUUCACGGACGAUGAUUACAAAGAGGUCGAGAGAGUGGUCCUUCUCUCCGAGCCGCACCGAGCCGGGAGGCAGUGGAAGUUCGCCGGAUCCUUCUAUUUUGCCAUUACUGUGAUCACCACAAUCGGUUACGGCCACGCUGCUCCACGCACUGAUGCCGGCAAGACUUUCUGUAUGUUCUACGCUGUCUUAGGCAUUCCUCUGACACUCGUCAUGUUCCAGAGCUUGGGCGAGAGAAUCAACACUUUCGUCCGCUACCUGCUGAGCAGAGCCAAGCAGGGCCUGGGCUUACAGGUUACAGAGGUGUCGAUGGGAAACAUGGUCCUGGUGGGUCUGUUGUCAUGCGCGAGCACCCUGUGCAUCGGAGCUGCAGCUUUUUCCCACUUUGAGGACUGGACUUUCUUCAACGCCUACUACUACUGCUUCAUUACACUCACCACCAUUGGCUUUGGCGAUUUUGUUGCCUUGCAGAAGAAAGAUGCUCUCCAGAAGCGACCCCCCUAUGUGGCCUUUAGCUUCAUGUACAUUUUGGUUGGACUGACGGUCAUUGGAGCUUUUCUGAACCUGGUGGUCCUGAGGUUUCUUACUGUGAGCACUGAAGAGCCUGAUGUAAAACCUGAGGCAGGGGGGCAGGUGCAGGGAACACAGCCUGAGGACACACAGGUCGAUAAAGAGGUGGCUGUGGCUGAAGCAGAAACGGCUGACAUUGGAUAUAGAGACAGCAAAGAUGGACAUAGCAGCCUGAAUAACAUGAGUCUUCCCAUGGAGGGAGGCAGCAGCUGCAUGAAUCUCCUUCCAUCUCCUAUGGAGGAGCAAAGACUUGUUUUAUCUGAGCACUCUGAGCUCUCUGAACCCAGCAGACUCAGAUUCUUUUACUCCUGUUGCAUGUGCUGUGACUCUGACAUUGACAACAGCCCCAUCCAGCCUCACUGUGACGAGGAGGGCGGCCACAGUAACCCUGUCUUUUACAGCUCCAUCUCCUACAGGGUGGACCAGGCAUCCUGCAGCUCCUGCACCGGGUCGUCACAGGCUUCCCCUGGCAGCGCUGCUCUGUGUCUUGGAUACAACAAUCAUCAAAAGAGGAGGAAAUCACUAUAACUCACUGAACAUGUGACUUAUGUUUAAA